CGGUCACACCGGGGCGCGGCACCGCCGCAUUACGUACGUCUGUGCUUGCUUGCCUCUAGUCAAGCAAGAGGGGAGCACAGUUACCUCGCGCUUCGGAUGGCGUCAGCGGUCUCCAGGCAACAGGCCAACCGUCAGUCAGUCAGUCAGUCAGUGAGUCAGUGAGGUUCUCAAUCACGGCGGCAGCGGUCACGGUCCUCUCUCGGAUCCAGCGCACGUUUCUUCGGUUCAGUCUCACAGUCAUGUGAACGCAGCGCAGGAAACGGUUGGAUGUGUGCUGUAGAACAGAAUCGAACCCUCCGGUACACACUGAACCGGACACAUUGUCGGCAGAUCCGCGCGCGCUCCCGAGUUGUCUGAGGGAAUUUUACGCGGAUGGUAAAGACGCGUUGUCGCGAAUUUAGGUGGACUUUUGACGCUUUGUGCUUUGUGGAGAACUGUGUAGAAAUUCUGACUGACUUUGAAUUUAACGACACGGCGACUUUCCGACAGAAAAUGCUGAAAUUUCACAAUUCUGAUCUACGGAUUGCUUGGUUGUUCUUCUUUUGUGUCGACGUGUGUGUUCAGGCUCUGGAGGUGACAGUGAGUCAGAGCAGUGUUCAGGUGGCCAGAGGUCAGGCUGUCAUCUUGCCGUGUACGUUCACCACCAGUGCUGCUCUCAAUAAUCUCUACAUCAUAUGGAUGGUCACACCCCUCGCCAAUGCCAACCAACCAGAGCAGAUGCUCUUGAAAAGCCAAAUGAUGAACAGUAAGGCCAGUUUUCUUGUAAAGAUGCUCAAGCUGCUGACCAGAUACCUUGAGGAUACGAAAUUCAGGAGAAAACCAGGGAGAAGUGUGAUCAUCUAUCAGGGUGGGCAGGUCUUCAGUUUAGCCAAUCACAUGAAUGGGCGGGUGGGUUUUGUGUCCACUAUGCCCAGCACAAGUGCCUCAAUCUUCAUCAAUAACACACAACUGUCUGACACAGGAACGUAUCAGUGUCUGGUUAAUAACCUCCCGGACCGUGGGGGACGCAACAUAGGCGUCAUCGGCCUCACUGUUCUCGUUCCCCCGUCCACACCAUCCUGUGGUAUUCAGGGUUCACUGGAUGUGGGCAGUGAUGUCAUGCUGUUGUGUUCUUCAGAGGAGGGCAUCCCCACACCCACCUACUCCUGGGAAAAACUGGAGACAGUACCCAAACUUCCCCACAAUGCCAUGCAAGAUCAGAUGCAGGGAAGAGUCACACUGAGAAACAUCAGCAGCAGUUUGUCCGGUCUGUAUCAGUGCACUGCAUCAAAUGCCAUAGGAAAGAGCACAUGUGUCAUCAACCUGCAGGUUAUAACACCUCAGCCGCAGAGAGUGGGUCUGAUCGCCGGCACUAUCGCCACAGCUGUCCUGUCUGUGAUCAUCUGCUGUCUGCUGGUGCUACUCACUCUUUUCUACUGGAGAAACAAGAAGAAUUAUGAAGAAGAUGAAAUUCCUAAUGAGAUCAGGGAGGACGAUCUUCCGCCGAAAAGAUCUUCAUCGGUCAAGGCUUUCCACGCUGAUGCCUCGUCUUCAGAGAACGACACGCUGACCUCCACCAACACCUACAACAGCCGCUACUGGCACAACCCCAAACCAAACUACGACACCAACUCCUACACGCGCUACAAUGGUGACACGCGUCAGACCUUCACGGGCGGAGCCAACAUGAUGGGAAAUGUCCCCUCAUGCCCAACCUAUUGUAACGGCACCCACACCCUGCCCCCACCCAAGACUCUGGUGGUCACCACUAACUCCUCCCCACCCGUCAUUACUCGGAGUAAUGGCUCUCUGAGUCUGCGCCCCACCGUCGCCACGAUGCCCACAGCGACUCAUGGGCAACAACACACGCAUUCAUACGCCGUGAGUCAGGCCACGCUGGAGCGCAUGGGAGCAGUGCCUGUCAUGUUGCCCGCUCAGAGCAGAGCUGGAUCACUCGUUUGAUGACAAAAAUAAAAACACUGCAUAAAUCAAACUGUUUUAAAACCGAGUUCAGCUGAUGCCAACUUAAACUGAUCCACAACACAAUUAACACCCCUCACAUUUAACAUCAACUGUUUACUUGUUUAAGUCUUGAUAAUAAACAGGUUUGGCUGCAGCUCGAGUGACAAAUAAACUCUAAUGACAUGUUUCCUGAUCCCUGUCACCCUCAGAGAAGAUUUAUGAAUGUGCAUGAUACUUUGUUUUAUUAGAUCAACACAAACUUUUUUACUUCCGUUUUUACCGCUUUUUAACACUGGAAGUGUUGAUAAAUUUCAAUUAAGAAUUCUCUCUCUGAUGAAUUUCAGCUCACAGUGUUUGAUUGAGAAACUUCUAGAAUGCGAUGUUCGAUUUUGAAAUUUUGUUUUAGACGGAUGAGUUUCACUUCAUAACUUCACAAGAAUCAUCUCUAUUCACUUACAUCAAAGUGCUCCUCAUAUAUAUUUAAUUUCAAUUGUAAGAAAAGUCUUGGAUGUGUCUUAACAAUCAUGCAUCAACACUAGUGCUAGUCUACAGAUGAAACAGAUUUGUUAUCUUGUGAAUACUGGAGUUAAAUAUGGAGUCAGAGAAAGAGUAUGAAAUGAUCUAAAGAUCACAGUAAAUUCACUUCAGUCGAGUGCUGCUGUCACAGGAGAUACAUCAACAUUCUUCUCGCAAACAUAUUAACACUCACUCUUUAUUUUCUUUAGUUCAUGCUUAGUUUUUUUUAAUACUGUAAAUAAUUUCAUGACUUGUAGAAAAGAAUGUGAAUUAAAACAUUAUUUUGCCCAAAUCUCACUUUUGAUUUUUUAAAAUCAUCUUUUCAAAUAAAAAAGUGUUUGAAUAAUGAA
This is a messenger RNA of Triplophysa dalaica, 2807 nucleotides long. RefSeq names its product immunoglobulin superfamily member 11 (gene igsf11). Gene Ontology annotation, biological process: homophilic cell-cell adhesion. Bases 373 to 1941 code for a protein of 522 amino acids. The record is from RefSeq and is a predicted model, not a curated record. Gene Ontology annotation, cellular component: cell-cell junction. The transcript has 8 exons. Gene Ontology annotation, molecular function: ionotropic glutamate receptor binding. Lineage: Eukaryota; Metazoa; Chordata; Actinopteri; Cypriniformes; Nemacheilidae.